Molecule: messenger RNA, 2928 nt
Organism: Panonychus citri (citrus red mite)
Lineage: Eukaryota; Metazoa; Arthropoda; Arachnida; Trombidiformes; Tetranychidae
Product: septin-7-like
Exons: 9
Coding region: 76-2142 (688 amino acids)
Biological process (GO): cytoskeleton-dependent cytokinesis; cilium assembly
Cellular component (GO): septin ring; microtubule cytoskeleton; cell division site
Molecular function (GO): GTP binding; molecular adaptor activity; GTPase activity
Source: RefSeq, a predicted model, not a curated record
AUUUCUCCUUAUCCUGGAUCAUCAGUUGAAUAUCGACCGAAAAAGUUUACACAAGAUUUUGGUGGAAUCCGAAAUAUGGUUGCCGGUUGGGAACAACAAUUAACUCAUAAUAAUUUAGCUAAUCGAAGUCCUAGUACUUUACUAACACCAACCUCACCAUAUCCAGAAAAUGGUCCAAUAACUAAUCCUCUUCCUCCCAAUCCUUCAACAUCUAUUAACACUCCCUCUUCUACAAUUACUAAUAAUAAUAAUGCAACUUCUUUGUUAUCAUCAUCACCAACACCAUCAUCAUCAGUAACACCAACCCUUGGUAAACCAUCUAUUGGUAGCACUGGUGUUGGUACUAAUUUAUCACCAAAUUCAGCUAACCUUGGAAUUAAAUCAGCUCGUGAAGCAUUUUUUUCCGAUCCUAAUCAAUCACAAUUAUCUGAUAUCACUAAAACAACUAACAAUAUCAUUGAUACUCCUCCAUCACCACAGUUAACACCAUCAACCCUAAUGGUUUCUCCUUUAAUAACUAGUAAACCAUCAGCUCGGUUUGCAAGUGUUGAUAGACUAACAGGGAGACAAAAAAUAUACGAUCAACCAUCCGAAAUGAGAUCUCCAUCACCCGAACCUAGUGUUGUUGAAGAUGGUGAACCACUCAAUUCUAAACGGGAUCUAUAUUCGACCAGAGAUAUUUCACAAAAUUCCGUCAAUUCAUCAACAGAUUCUAUUCUGAACUCAUCGUCAGCCCUUUCAUCUUCCACUCGAAAUGCUCUUAGUGGCAGUAAAACGGAUCUACUCUAUUCCCGCUCAAGAAGCCUUUACCGUGACACCCUUGACUCUGCCGAACCUAGACGAUCAAUGCUAUCAUCAUCUACCAACCAACAGGACAAAUUAAUGGCGGCCAAAGACUCGGAGAGAAAUGUUGGUUUCAGUGAUUUACCCAACCAAAUUCACCGUAAAACCAUCAAAAAAGGCUUUGAGUUCACCCUAAUGGUUGUGGGAGAAUCUGAAUUGGGAAAAUCAACUCUGGUCAAUUCUAUGUUUUUAACUGACAUUUAUUCUGAUGAAUAUCCUGGACCAUCUAAACGUCUCAGUAAAACCGUUGAAGUUAAUGCAACCAAAGUAAAUUUGAAAGAGAAGAACGUAAAUUUAUCUUUAACCAUUGUGGAUACUCCUGGUUUUGGUGAUUCACUUGACAAUACAAAUUCAUGGCAAAAGAUCAGUGAAUAUAUUGAAGAUCGUUAUGAGGAAUAUUUAAAUGCGGAAACAAAACUUCACAGAACUCAUAUUCCCGAUAAUCGUGUCCACUGUUGUUUAUACUUUAUGUUACCUCGAGUGACAUUGAGAGCAAUAGAUAUUGAAUUUAUGAAAAAUUUACAAGAUAAAGUGAACAUAAUACCAAUAAUCGCCAAAGCUGAUAGCUUGACUGUUGAAGAAUGCCAACAAAUGAAGAAAAAUGUCAUGAAUCAAAUAGCACAACAUAAAAUAAGAAUAUACGAAUUCCCUGAUUGUGAUGAGGAAGAUGAUGCUAAAUUAUUAAAGCAACUUAAAGCUCGAAUACCAUUCGCAGUAUGUGGAAGUAAUGUCGUCGUUGAAACACCAAGUGGAGAAAGAAAAAGAGCAAGAAAAUAUCCUUGGGGAACAAUUGAAAUUGACAAUCUGGAACAUUGUGAUUUCAUUGCCCUUCGCAUGAUGCUCAUCAAAUAUUUCAUGCUCGAUUUGGUAGAUACAACCAAUAAUGUACACUAUGAAAACUAUCGGUGCCGAAAAUUAUCUGGAGUUGGAUCUGAAAAAUCAUCAAAAGAUAUAAAUCCUUUAGCACAAAUGGAGGAAGAACGUAAAGCCUCAGAAGCCAAAUUAAGAAGACUCGAACAGGAAAUGGAUCAUGUAUUUGAAACCAAAGUCAAGGCCAAAGAACAAAAACUCGAAGAAAUGGAAGCCGAAAUCCUUCGUUUUGACGAACAGAAUCGAAAGGUUCACGAGAAAGAGUUACAAGAAUUGGCCGAUAAACGAGCUGCAUUCGAGAAGGAAAGAGAUGCCUUCGAAGUGAUUGCCAGAGAAAUGGAAGAGAUGAGGAAAAAUACAUUGGAAGCAAAUAUCAGAGAAGCAAUGGAAAUAAAGGAGAAAAAGAAGGAAAAGAAACGAUUAUUUUGAGAAGAGAAAUCAAUUGAUUCCAAACAAUUAACAAGCUUCAUCUCGAGUCAUUUUCUUUUUGCUAAUUAACUAAUUAACUUAUAAUACAAUCAAACUUAACAAUGAGAUAUUUACAUUUAUCACCUUAACCAUAACAAAAGAAAAGGACUUAAUUCAAUUCCGUAACAAUUAAGAAAAUACUAUGAUAACUGAUUUCGUAAUAAACAAUAAUUACAACAGAAAAUCAAUAACUACAAAGUCAAGAUUAAUCUUCAUCAUCAUCAGCUGAUUGUCAGUUAAUAUCGCAAUUAAAAGUCGAUGGGAUUCAAUUGAUUAAGAAUUUGAUCUCGUUUUUUUCCUUUCGAUCUGAUCAAUCUCACUUUAAUCGUUCACAAUUUACUAAUUUAAUUACAAAAGCAACUUUUUUCUCACUGCUUUUCCAUUUUAAUAUGGACAUAGUUUUAAUUAAUUAUGAUUAACUUUGGAAAACUUAAUUUCAUAUCAUCAUCUUCAUCAUUGUCAUUCAAUAAACACCGUCUCCUGAUUAAUCAACUUCAAUAUAACAAUUAAAUCAAAUGACAUCGAAACAAUUUGCUCGUAAUUGGAAUCACGUCUUUAUAUUGGAUUAUCAAUAUUCAUUUAAUUGUGCAAGCGCAAUUAAAAUAAGCUUAAUUUUUUCACAAUUUCUGAUGCUUUUUACAUAAAUAAUGUUCAAAAAUCAAUAAUCAAUAUUCCUUGUCACUUUCACAAUUAACUUAAUUGUCUUAAAUUAAACUCUUACAAUUGACAAAAUAUUUUUCCAUUUAA